UGGAAGCAGAAAACUUUUCCUCUAUAGAGUUUCCCGUCGCCUAUCAUAAAUACAUUUUUCUGGCACAGUUCGCAGAAUGGACAGAGCAAACAAAGACCGCUGGCCAUAGAAGUGUUUUAACACAGUUUUCGAUUUACGCGUACGUAAUUUAAAAAAUGGAAAAUCUAAUCGUGGUGCGUGUUAAGUGUUUGAGAUGAAAAUUUCUACCCUGCUGGACUAAUGUUGGGCUAGGAGGAAAGAAAGUGAGCGAUCUGUGAGCCGAAUGCAGCAAGGAGUAAAGGAAAACGAUGAAAGGGGAAUAGUUCUCGGAAAAGUUGUUCGCUUUUCCCAAAUGCUGUUGCUGCCGCCUGUGUUACUGCUGCGUGUGCCGUCGUCGUAGACGCUGGCCACAAAAAAUCUUGUUCACAUCAUCAGCAACUAAACGACGACGACGACGCGAGAAACGGAAGCUAUUUAUAGAACUAACGCAUCUAUGCCUGCUGCUGGCCGCAACUCCAAAGGAAAUAAUACUAGCUGCAGAAGAAACGUACCGCCUGCUGCUGCCACUGCUUUUUUUAUUUGGUUGGAACAUCAGACAUUUUAUCACCUCUUCCUUCCCCCGUGCUGAUGAGAGUAGAUCAGGGAGGAAAGUACACAAAGGAAGCCGCUACUAACAUGACGUCAUGUCAACAUUAUAGCAGCAACUUCACGCAUGGUGUAAUAUAAAACCGAAGUUCCAGCUCACUGAAGAAAGUUUGGUCCACGGGACUGAAGACGAAGAAAAAAAACAUUUUAAUAGCGAUGUCAUAAGGAUAAAACGACUGGUUAGGUGGGAGAAUGUAGUGCAAUAUUCGUAACCAAGUUCUAGUCAUCACAACCAAGUUACGCGACUACACAGCUAGCAAGAAGAGAAAUAUAUACACGCAAAUAUUUAUUUAGUUCUAAGAGAAGAAAGAGAAGUGCAGUAAAAAUCUCACGGCUUUAAGGGAUACGGUGUGUGCAUUUGGUUUGAUUUGCCGUGUGGGAGAAGAAAAGUAAUUUGCCAUAGUGUGCCAUAAAUAAUAGAGUUGCAGAAUUUGCAUUGCGAUUCUUCUCGAGGUAUAUUAGUGGUGAAAAUAGUCUCAUCUAGUGAAGAAAGUGUGUCGCGAGCUGAAAAUACAAAGGGAAUGACAGCCGUGUGUUCCAAGAGCACCGAAUUGCAUAGUUUCCGAUGUUCCAUCUAAACGGCAGCAGAUUGAUUUAUGUUUAGCAGUGCCAGUCAGAUUUUCACGCGUGGUUUUGUGCUGUUGAUGGCAGAAGCAUGCCUAAUACAAACGAAAAUUCACACUCCGGUUCGACCGGUGACGACCUCGGUAGCACGGAUGAGGUGAAAGUGUUCAAAGACGAAGGCGAUCGGGAAGAUGAGAAGGCCUCGUCGGAGAACCUGUUGGAAGAAAAGUUUAACCUGAUUGAUCUGACGGAGAGUGCAGAAAAUCUGGUGAAAAAUUCCUCCCGGCAGGACCUGAGCCCGCCAUAUGCUGGCGGAGGCAGUGGCGGGAGUAGUGCGGGAAAACUAAACUCCCCCGACCACUCACCUGGAUUCAACAUGGGAUACCUGCCGCCUUAUCAGUAUUCAAGUGGAACAGUUAGUGCAAUACAGGGCUCGAUGGGUAAAAUUGGUUUGUCGCAGUUUUUCUGCAAUGAAGACCCACUCUCGAACCCCCCACCAGCUCACUGUGGAAUCAUUCCCUACCAGCUCGAUUCCAAAGCGAUUGGAUUAUCCGCUCGGCAGUCGCUGUAUUCCUUCUCCACUAGUCAGUAUCCUUAUCCCAUACUAUCUUCAAAUAUGCUACCAGUGCCGCCGUCUUGGCAUACACCGUCAAUGUAUUCGACUGCACCCAGCUUCCGAAAUUCCUAUCCCUCCUCUCUCCAAAUCUACACCACUUUAGCUAGCGAUCUCUAUUCACGCUACCAAUCAUCCUCAUUGCUAAAUUCCGUACACCCCCACAACGUGCUCAGCCAGGUAAAGCAGGAAGCUUCGGCAGCGCAGGAAGCAUCCCACAACUAUAGCGUUCGGCAGGCACAUCAUCAUGCGCUGACAGGCAGCAAAUCCACUGAUCUACCACAGGAACUGACGAAUCGCUAUACACGGCCAUCCAACAGCAGUAGUGCCGGCGGUAGCAGUACCAGUUCGAGCAGCGGUGGUACUAAGAAGAAAGGAUCUGGUGCGGCUGGUCAACAGCAAAAUCUUAAACCACAUAUCAAAAAACCUCUGAACGCAUUUAUGCUUUACAUGAAGGAAAUGCGAGCGAAGGUGGUAGCCGAGUGUACACUCAAGGAGUCGGCGGCCAUCAACCAGAUCCUAGGUCGAAAGUGGCACUCACUUUCCCGAGAGGAGCAGAGUGUGUACUACGACAAAGCCCGCCAGGAGCGGCAACUGCAUAUGGAAAUGUAUCCGGGCUGGACGGCGCGGGACAACUACGGCUACGGAGCGAAAAAGAAGCGGAAAGCGAAAAAGAAAGACCAGCUGGGGUCGGAGGCGGCUAGCAGGCGAAAGAAAAUUUGUAUACGAAACGAAGAAUCCGACAACUACGACGGUUCUCGUAUGUCGGACGAGUACAUGGGCAGUUACGGUACCGUAGUGUAAUAUUAAACUGUUUAGCGCCACCAAAGCCCGGCAACAAAUCCCACGCCUACAAGACUUAAAACACACAACAAACCAAACCAAACCAAAAUUGUAACCAGAAGUGUCACGUGAUCCCGCCUAGGUCCAAGGUCUAGUUUUAUACGAUGUACUACUACUACUACUACUACUACUACUGUCUAGAAAUCCAAAUCUCUCAGCGUUACUCUUAAUUUUAGCUAAUUUAUUAUUAUAUUUUGAUUUUUGAAAGUCAUUGUGGGAUGACAAAUUCGCACAAAAAAAAUUGCGAAGGAAGGCGCAAUCGCCGAAGCUUUAAAAAUUUCUGUUGUAAGAAAUCAACCUCCUUACCGAGACUUUUCGUGGCAAGGAGACGUUAUCGUACUUAAUCAUCAACUGCUCGUUUAGGCCGUACUAUACCAAUAAGGUUAUUUUUUGCAAAUUGAUGAGCAAAACAUGCAUGAACUGCAAGAGAGAAGAGUGACGCAGGAAACACAGCGAUUUUUCCCGCCGGUUUGGGGCGGGAUAUUAUGUGACGAAAUACUUAGUAGGUAAAAAAUAACAAUCUGUGGUGUUUUAAAAUAAUUUAAUAUGAAACCAGUGACGAAGGUAUGAAAAUGAUAAGAAUGAGUAUGACAGUCUUUAUGCGUAAGCUUAGAAAUGAAACCAAAAAGGUAUAUAGAUAUAGGUAUAUUAAGUAUUUAGAGGAUAACCAUUUAACUAACGUGUAAGUAAGUGUUAGUAGUAACUUUAAAAAAAACUGAAGUUCAGCAAUAAUGGUAUCAUUUAUGCAAAUGAUGGUUAUUGUUACGAUGGAAAGUGGAUAAAAACAGGGAAUGAAAUAGGACACUGACAUUGUUUGCUGAAAGAUUUAAAGGACAAUUCGUUUCCGCCAGGACAAUUAGGAUCUCUUUUGAGGUGGGAAUAGUUUGAAACAAAGAAGGAAAUAUUGUAUCGUUAAUACGAUAUCAAGCGAGGGGAAUUAUAUGAUUUAUUUUCAGGAAGUUUAUUAUCUUCCUUCAUAAACGAGCUUAUAGGAAAAUUAUGGUACUACUUGAGCGGAAAUGAAUUGUUAUUUUAUCACUCUUGAACUCGCAUGUAAAUUUCGGGUGGUAUCGGUUCUCCCGUUGUCCGCGCUUCGCAGUCGUCGAUCGCUAACCAUAAUCGUCAAGGAGAGAGUCAUUUUGCUGUUACUGCUGCUGCUACUGCUGCCGAGGGAAAACGAUUGCAUUGAGAUGUUUUGACGCAAAAGCGUCUCUUACGGUAUGUUUUGUGUUCAUAUUCCAGUCGAAAUUGAACCAGCUUGUUCAGCUCUGCAUUCACGCUGAAGUACUUUGGAUCCUUGAACACCCCAAGUUGUAGCUCCUUGAUCUGACAUUUUAGGCACCUUUCUCAACCCCACGUCAACC
Molecule: messenger RNA, 4008 nt
Organism: Topomyia yanbarensis
Lineage: Eukaryota; Metazoa; Arthropoda; Insecta; Diptera; Culicidae
Product: protein pangolin, isoforms A/H/I/S-like
Exons: 3
Coding region: 1280-2605 (441 amino acids)
Biological process (GO): regulation of transcription by RNA polymerase II; canonical Wnt signaling pathway
Cellular component (GO): beta-catenin-TCF complex
Molecular function (GO): RNA polymerase II cis-regulatory region sequence-specific DNA binding; DNA-binding transcription factor activity, RNA polymerase II-specific
Source: RefSeq, a predicted model, not a curated record